AUGGUCCUGAAAAGUUCCAGCUCGGGACUCGAGAUAAGAACUCGCUCGGUGGAGCAGACGCUGCUCCCUCUGGUUUCUCAGAUCACCACACUUAUUAAUCAUAAAGAUAACACCAAGAAGUCUGAUAAGACUCUGCAAGCGAUUCAGCGUGUAGGACAAGCCGUCAACUUGGCAGUUGGAAGAUUUGUUAAAGUAGGAGAAGCUAUAGCCAAUGAAAACUGGGAUUUGAAAGAAGAAAUAAAUAUUGCCUGUAUUGAAGCUAAACAAGCAGGAGAAACAAUCGCAGCACUCACAGAUGUCAGCAGCUUGAAUUGUCCAGAAUCUGAUGGCCAGGUCACAAUUUUUACAGACAGAACAGGAGUUAUAAAGGCUGCACGAUUACUUCUUUCUUCAGUGACAAAAGUGUUGCUGCUGGCAGAUCGAGUAGUCAUCAAGCAGAUAAUAACAUCCAGAAAUAAGGUUCUUGCAACUAUGGAAAGACUAGAGAAAGUGAAUAGCUUUCAAGAGUUUGUCCAAAUAUUCAGUCAAUUUGGAAAUGAAAUGGUGGAGUUUGCACAUCUUACUGGGGAUAGACAAAAUGAUUUGAAAGAUGAAAAGAAAAAGGCAAAAAUGGCAGCAGCUAGGGCAGUUCUUGAAAAGUGUACAAUGAUGCUUCUGACAGCUUCAAAGACAUGUCUCAGGCAUCCCAACUGCGAAUCAGCCCAUAAAAACAAAGAAGGAGUAUUCAACCGAAUGAAAGUGGCAUUGGAUAAGGUGAUUGUAAUUGUGACUGACAGCAAACCAAGUGGAGAGACUGAUACUUCAUCUGUCAGUAUUUUUACUGGAAUUAAAAAAUUCAAGAUGAAUAUUGAAACUCUUCAGGACAAUCUUUAUUUUCAGUCAAAAGAGAAUCUUUCUGCACCACUGGCCGCCAUCUUGGAGCGUACAGAGGACUUCACUGAUUCUGCCUACACCAGCCAUGAGCACAGGGAGCGCAUCUUGGACCUGUCAGCCCAGGCGAGAAUGGAAGUGCAGCAGUUAAUUUCUGUGUGGAUUCAAGCUCAAAGCAGGAAAACAAAAAGUGUCGCUGAGGAACUGGAACUCACUAUAUUGAAAAUCAGUCACAGCCUCAAUGAACUUAAGAAAGAACUUCAUAAUACAGCAACUCAGCUGGCAGCAGAUCUGUUAAAAUACCAUGCUGAUCAUGUGGUUCUCAAAGCAUUAAAACUUACUGGGGUAGAAGGAAAUUUAGAAGGUUUGGCUGAACAUUCCUGUAAACUCUCUCAACAGAAAGAGCAGCUCGUUGAGACCUGUCGACUGUUGCGUCAUGUAUCUGGGACAGAACCUCUUGAAAUAACCUGUCUCCAUGCAGAGGAGACAUUUCAGGUGACUGGCCAACAGAUAAUUUCUGCUGCUGAAACAUUGACAUUGCAUCCGUCUAGUAAAAUUGCUAAAGAAAACCUAGAUGUAUUUUGUGAAGCUUGGGAAUCCCAAAUUAGUGACAUGUCAACACUGCUCAGAGAAAUCAGUGAUAUCUUUGAAGGAAGAAGAGGAGAGAAGUAUGGCUACCUUUCACUUCCAAAAUCAAUGAAAAAUAAUGGAAACCUGAAAUCAUUAAAGCCAGACAAGCCUAAUUCUGAGGAGCAAGGCAAGAUAGUAAAGCUUGGUCUUAAGCUGGGUUUACUCACCUCUGAUGCCAACUGCGAGAUAAAAAAGUGGGAGGAUCAGGAGAAUGAGAUUGUUCGGUAUGGACGGAACAUGUCCAGUAUGGCCUAUUCUCUGUAUUUAUUUACCAGAGGAGAGGGGCCACUGAAAACUUUCCAGGAUUUAAUUAAUCAACUUGAGGUUUUUGCUGAAGAGGGCUUAAAGCUUGCUUCAAGUGUACAAGUUUUCUCAAAACAGCUGAAAGAUGAUGAUAAGCUUAUGCUUCUCCUGGAAAUAAACAAGCUAAUUCCUCUAUGCCACCAGCUCCAGACAAUAACUAAGACACCUUUGCAGAACCAAGUGUUUCUGAAGGUUGAUAAGUGUAUUACAAAGACAAGAUCUAUGAUGGCUGUUUUGGUUCAACUUCUCUCACUUUGCUAUAAAUUGCUGAAAAAGCUUCAGAUGGAAAACAACAGAUGGGCCUCAGUUACAAGUAAAGACUCCGUGGAUGGUAAAACUUGAGAAGCUUUGGGGUCACAUCUCUGGAACAGCAUGUGGCAAAGCUGAUAUUUUUUAGAAAGCAAAUGAUUCUUUGUAUUUUCAAAAAUUCAACAGUUUUAUAAAGAAAACAGUAAUGAAAUCUUAAUUUUCCGAUCAUGAAACUUACAGUGAAGCUUUCUGACACUAAUAAAUGCCAUGGUAGUUACUAGA
Molecule: messenger RNA, 2334 nt
Organism: Manis javanica (Malayan pangolin)
Lineage: Eukaryota; Metazoa; Chordata; Mammalia; Pholidota; Manidae
Gene: CTNNAL1
Product: catenin alpha like 1
Biological process (GO): Rho protein signal transduction; cell adhesion
Molecular function (GO): actin filament binding; cadherin binding
Source: RefSeq, a predicted model, not a curated record